This is a messenger RNA of Amborella trichopoda, 1202 nucleotides long. Its product is annotated as blue copper protein 1a. NCBI's taxonomy places the organism in Eukaryota, Viridiplantae, Streptophyta, Magnoliopsida, Amborellales, Amborellaceae. Gene Ontology annotation, molecular function: electron transfer activity. The record is from RefSeq and is a predicted model, not a curated record.
CUCCAUUAGAGUUAAACCAACCCACUCCCUCAACCCCUUUUUGACUAUGCUUUUAAUUCCACAACUACCAACCCUAAGUUAAGGAACCCUAAUUUGAUUAACAAUAAUAAUGAGCAUUCCUAAGCAUGCCUCUUCUUUUAUUUUAUUAAUCCAAGGAGAGAUCGCCGUUGCUUAAACGUCAAACUCUUAAAAUGAGUAGCUUGUUUCGUUAGUAAAUGCACACUUUCCUUAAUUCCUGGUAAUCAAAUUAUAAUCACUCUCUUAAUUAAUUUAAAAUUUCAAGACCCAACUAUAAAUAAGCUUCUUGGUUACUUCUCAAAGGCAUAUCCUAGUGUUGUGAAUAUUGGAUUCGAGGGAGAAGAAAUGGGUGCAUCUAAACCGAGCUUUGUAGCGGUAGCUUUGUGGGUAUUGUUAGGUUCCUUGCUCUAUGGAGCAGGUGCAUCCGAAGGGUCACUGUUCUAUGGAGCAGAUGCAUCCAACAUCACUGUGGUGGGAGGGGACCAAGGGUGGACUUUUGGCUUCAAUUAUACAGACUGGGCUCUUAAGUCUGGUCCUUUCUACUUGGGUGACACUCUAGUUUUUAAAUAUGAUCCCCCCAAUGGCACCAAUCACCCACACAGUGUUUACUUGCUGAGGGACUUGAACAGUUUCCAGUCCUGUGACCUCAAGAGGGCAUUGUUGGUGGGCAAUGUAAUGCAAGGAGGAGGAAAGGGCUUCUACUUUACUCUAGGCCUGAGGACCACUCAUUACUUUGUGUGUGGUGAAAAGCAAGGCUUCCACUGCAACCAAGGCCUCAUGAAGUUCUCUAUCAAACCCUUAAAACGCCCAUGUCACCAUUGAUUUCCCCUCCCUCUGUGCCCCGGGGAAGAUGCAGUGCAUAUCUUAUCUUUUUUUUUUUUUUUGAAGUGUUAAUGGUAGGAAUAAAACUUAAAACGUUAUGUUGAGGCACCAUACCCUUUAGUUAUCCAUGUCCCCACUCCAUUCCCAUGCAGUGCGCAUCCAUGUGUGAUUGACUAUCUUUGUGUUUUCGAGUUUUCCUCUUUCCAAAUGGUGUGCUUCUUUGGCAAACUUAGUAGUUUAUAGAGUAAUGGGGAGUUGUUAGUUCUUUAUAAUUUUGGAAUUAUGAGCAGGGCUUUUGAGGUAUUCAUACAGGUAUGGUUAUGUACUUUUUGAACUCAUCCAUGGAGAUUAUAUAUGUAUUU